This is a messenger RNA of Parnassius apollo (apollo), 1131 nucleotides long. The record is from the annotation of a GenBank genome assembly. Lineage: Eukaryota; Metazoa; Arthropoda; Insecta; Lepidoptera; Papilionidae.
AUGGAGAAAAAGAUAGUGCGCAAAGGGCCGCUGCCUGGAGGUCACCAGGGCGCGUCUGGAGCUGGCGCUGGACGCGACAGCAUGCGGGCCGCCAGCCGAGCGCGGGGUGUUGCAAGACCACCUAGCAGCCCCCCGCAUCCAUCAUCCCCACCAGAAGGCUUGGUGUCGGCUGGGUCUUCUCGGACUCAGCAAGCGGCACCCGCCGCUGGUGGAGCACGUCGCAUGCGUUGGUCUAAAUCAAUGAAUGAAAACGCACUGCGGGCGUAUUUUAGGGCAAAAGGGGAAGAAACUGGAUGUUUGGCGUAUCGGGCUCGGAUGUAUCGCUUUUUUGCAGAGCUGGAGCCAUCUCUAUCCGUCACUGAGCAAAACCUGGCAGACCGAGUUAGGUACAUCCUGCGCUCCAACAUAUUUGGUGACGCCGAACUCGAGCGACUACGACGUGAGGCUAUUCCUUCAUCGAAUGGAAAUGCUACGGCUGGGAAUGCGGCGCCACUAGAUGCGCAACAAACUGCAUAUGUGGAUGCUGCCGUCCACAUUCCAUUUGUGGCUAAUUCAGACGAUGAUGGAAUAGUCUCCCACGAACUAGAGAAAAUGAGGAGCAUAUUGGAAGAGUCGAUGCUGGAAACGCGCAGCAUGCCUCUCGAAAAUCGACCGCGACUUCCCCGCAUACCCCUUAGCAAGCGAAAUCGGGCUGUCGUGCGGGCUCUUAACCCAAUGCUGGUGACCUAUUUGGAAGCCAGCCGGGACCUUUGCGAGACGGAUUCAAUUCUUUUUGGCGCCGCACUGGCAGUAUGCCGUAUUAUUGGCGCCAAACUUCCCGUGGCUGGACGUGCUACUCAAAAAAGUAGCGCCAUCCCAGCCUGGAGAAAAAGAAUUGAGGACCGUAUCGCAAAGGCAAGGGCCCUUAUCGGCAGACUGACAAGCUUCAGGUCGGGUAAUAAUAGACCGAGGACUAUGCGCACCGUUAGGAUGGCGUUUGCCGGGACAAAUAUCAGUUUGUUCCAGCCGGAUAUCACGCAAAAACUAACGGAGCGUAUAGAUGACCUGAAGCAAAAAAUCGCUGCUUGGGGGAAGCGGAUUCGACGAUUUAGCGAGAGGUCAAGGCGGUUCAACCAGAAUCGUCUCUUCUAG